GAAGAGAGCAUGAGGAGGGGUAAUCAGAGCAGUGCAUCUGAAUUCAUCCUCUCAGGGCUCCCUAUCCAGCAGGAGGAGCAAGGCAUGUACUAUGCUCUUUUCCUGGGCAUGUACCUUACCACGAUGCUGGGGAACCUGCUCAUCAUCCUGCUCAUCAGGCUGGACUGUCACCUCCACACCCCCAUGUACUUCUUCCUCAGCCACUUGGCUCUCACUGACAUCUCUUUCUCAUCAGUCACAGCUCCGAAGAUGCUCAUGAAUAUGCUGAUUCAUAAUAAAUCCAUCUCUUAUGCUGGGUGCAUUUCUCAGGUAUAUUUUUUCUUAUUUUUUGCAGAUCUUGACAGUUUUCUUCUCACUUCAAUGGCCUAUGACAGAUACGUGGCCAUCUGCCAUCCCCUGCACUACACCAGAAUCAUGAGUCAAAGCCUUUGUUUCCUGCUAGUAAUUCUAUCCUGGGUCUUGUCCUGUGCUGGUGCCCUUGUGCACACUGUCCUCCUCGCCCGUCUCUCUUUUUUUGGAGACAACACGCUCCACCACUUUUUCUGUGACCUCUCUGCCUUACUUAAGCUGUCCAGCUCAGACACGACUAUCAAUGAUCUGGUUGUUCUCAUUGUAGGAUCAAUGGUCAUUACUCUACCAUUUAUAUGCAUUCUGGUGUCUUAUGGCUACAUUGGUGCCACCAUCCUGAGAUUACCUUCAAUCAAGGGAAUCUGCAAAGCCUUCUCCACAUGUGGCUCUCACCUCUCUGUAGUUUCUCUGUACUAUGGAGCAAUUAUUGGGCUAUACUUUGUACCCUCUUCCAAUGACACUAAUGACAAGGAUGUCAUUGUGGCGGUGUUGUACACUCUGGUCACGCCCAUGCUAAAUCCCUUUAUCUACAGUUUGAGGAAUCAGGAUAUGAAAGGAGCUCUGCGAAAUCUACUUAGCAGAGGAACAUUUUCAGUGUGA
Molecule: messenger RNA, 948 nt
Organism: Chinchilla lanigera (long-tailed chinchilla)
Lineage: Eukaryota; Metazoa; Chordata; Mammalia; Rodentia; Chinchillidae
Product: olfactory receptor 50-like
Exons: 1
Coding region: 10-948 (312 amino acids)
Biological process (GO): G protein-coupled receptor signaling pathway
Cellular component (GO): membrane
Molecular function (GO): olfactory receptor activity; G protein-coupled receptor activity
Source: RefSeq, a predicted model, not a curated record